Molecule: messenger RNA, 1239 nt
Organism: Theobroma umbraticum
Lineage: Eukaryota; Viridiplantae; Streptophyta; Magnoliopsida; Malvales; Malvaceae
Gene: BAN
Product: NAD(P)-binding Rossmann-fold superfamily protein
Molecular function (GO): oxidoreductase activity, acting on the CH-OH group of donors, NAD or NADP as acceptor; anthocyanidin reductase activity
Source: RefSeq, a predicted model, not a curated record
GCAAUAAGUUUAUUCCACCUGUGUAUCUUUGUCUGAACGGUUGAAGCGUUCAAAACAAGCCCAAAAACCCGAAACGGAAAAGCACAAGUAAGAUACCCAGUAAAGAAAAGGAAUAUAGUCAUUGAAGCCAUGGCCAGCCAGAUCGUAGGCAAAAAGACGGCUUGUGUCGUAGGUGGCACCGGAUACGUUGCAUCUUUGUUGGUCAAGCUGUUGCUUGAGAAGGGCUAUGCUGUUAACACUACUGUCAGGGACCCAGACAAUCAGAAGAAGAUCCCUCACCUCGUAACACUACAAAAGCUGGGAGACUUGAAAAUCUUUCGAGCAGAUUUGACUGAUGAAGGCAGCUUUGAUGUCCCCAUAGCUGGUUGUGACUUUGUCUUCCAUGUUGCAACACCCGUCAAUUUUGCUUCUCAAGAUCCUGAGAAUGACAUGAUCAAACCAGCAACCCAGGGAGUGCUGAACGUUCUGAAAGCUUCUGCCAAAGCAAAAACAGUCAAACGCGUCGUCUUGACUUCUUCAGCCGCAGCUGUGUCGAUCAACACACUCGAGGGGACAGGUCUGGUCCUGACUGAGAAAGACUGGACCGACAUUGAGUUCUUAUCGUCGGCAAAGCCACCAACUUGGGGGUACCCUGCAUCCAAGACAUUGGCUGAAAAGGCAGCAUGGAAAUUUGCUCAAGAAAACAACAUCGAUCUUAUCACGGUUAUCCCUUCUCUCAUGACCGGUCCUUCUCUCACUCCAGAUGUGCCUAGUAGCAUUGGCCUUGCCACAUCUUUGCUUUCAGGCAACGAAUUCCUCAUAAAUGCUUUGAAAGGUAUGCAAAUGUUGUCAGGUUCAAUCUCUAUCACACAUGUGGAGGACGUCUGUCGGGCCCAUGUUUUUCUGGCAGAAAAAGAAUCUGCAUCCGGCCGGUAUAUAUGCUGUGCUGUCAAUUCGAGUGUUCCUGAGCUUGCUAAGUUCCUCAACCAAAGAUACCCUCAGUUCAAAGUCUCUACCGAUUUUGGAGAUUUCCCCUCUAAAGCCAAGUUGAUCAUUUCUUCGGAUAAGCUUAUUAAUGAAGGAUACAGCUUUAAGUUUGGGAUUGAGGAAAUCUACGACCAAACUGUAGAAUACAUGAGCGCUAAGGGGCUGCUCAAGUGAAGAGUCCGCCAACAUUUUCCCUAAUGACUGUGAUGUUUGGUUGCUUAAGAUGUAUGCUGUCUUUUGUUAUAUUAUCCGAAUAACUUGAUGUUCUGCAAA